CAUUCGAUCCAUCUCACGUGGCGCAAACGGCUGGUGGAGUGCGUUGACGGCAGGUGUCGUGGGAUGGUGGCCGGCGGCGACGGUGAACCAGGCCUGCCAAAAGCAACCAUGGACGACUCGGGCUCCAACACCCAGAAUCGGCUCUAUCUGAUGCUGUCGGAGCUGCAGAAAAUCGCCAAGGAUGUGCCACGCCGGUUCCAGCAGCGCCUGACGCUGGAGCUGCUCUCGGGCCUGGCCAACUCGAUGCUGGACGGCACCGUGUUCCAGAUAGUGGAUCAGCUGGCGGAGAUCCAGCACGUGACAGAGAAACAGGCCUUCCAGAUGCGGCAGCAGCUGGUCGCCGGACACAACGCGGACCGUCAGGCACUGCUGAAGCAGCAGAAGGCCGACCUGCAGGCGGCGCUGGAGCGCGGCGAGUCGCCCGCCCGACUCGAGGCCGCCCACCAGCGCGACAUGCAGAGCCUGCUACAGAAACAGCAGGCCGAGCUGACGCGCUGUGACAUGAAGGUGGUCACCCAGCUCGACCAGAAG
Messenger RNA from Amphibalanus amphitrite, 531 nucleotides. RefSeq names its product protein DGCR6-like. The transcript is spliced from 4 exons. The record is from RefSeq and is a predicted model, not a curated record. NCBI's taxonomy places the organism in Eukaryota, Metazoa, Arthropoda, Thecostraca, Balanomorpha, Balanidae. The annotation marks the transcript as partial.